AUGUCCGACACUCAGAUGGAGCCACCUGUGACACACUGGGAAGCAAAAUUUCUUGCUGCUUUUGAUAAGAUCUGCUCAGCUUUCUGGCACCGGGUUGAAUCCCUUCCGCAACUACAUGCACCACUUGAAACACAUGCGCUCACAGCAAGUGACCUUGCAGCCUGGCUUACCCCCGAAGCAGAGACCAGUUUGGCGCAAAGCCCCUACUUGUCAGCACCUCUUGCAGCACAGACAAGCUACACUGUGGUCCAGACCGCUCACCCCUCUUCUGGGCUGGUCGCCCACCUGCCGCACCGCCGUUCACACACCCAGGGACAAACCUUCAGGUGCAACAAGCACUGCGGGAAAGCUCCAGUUCAGCGCGGUCGACUAAGUGCAGCUAAAGCUAUUAGACACAAUUGGACACACGAAGACACAUCUCUCCACAAGACAGCGGUGCACAGCGGGGAAAGCCUGAAGUCAGUGCCACUAGCGAUGAA
This is a messenger RNA of Pelobates cultripes (western spadefoot toad), 479 nucleotides long. The record is from the annotation of a GenBank genome assembly. NCBI's taxonomy places the organism in Eukaryota, Metazoa, Chordata, Amphibia, Anura, Pelobatidae.